UUCAGAGCUCUGAAAACCAGAGGCAACACACCUAAAUAUGGACUUCUAUUUCACUCUACAUUCAUUGGGCGAGCAGCGGCAAAGAACAAGGGCCGUAUUUCCCGCUAUUUGGCAAACAAGUGCUCCAUAGCUUCCCGGAUUGAUUGUUUCUCGGAGAGCCCUACAGAUAUAUUUGGAGAGCAAAUGAAGGAGCAAGUGGAAGAAAGGCUGAAAUUCUAUGCUACUGGAGAAUUGCCUCGCAAGAACAUUGAUGUCAUGCAAGCAGCCAUGCAAGCUGCUGCUGCUGCUAUUCUGAGUGAGAAGAAGAAGAAGAAGAAGAAAAAGAAGAAAUCUGAGGGAGAAGCCAUGCAGCUUGAAGCCUCACCUGAUACCCAGGAAAUGAAUAUUACAGGUGAAGAGGAAGUAGUGGUGCAGAAAAAGAAAAAGAAGAGGAAGAGCAGUGCCAUCAAUGAUGAAGGUGGAUUGGAAUCGUCUGGAAUAUUGCAAGAUGAGGAGGAAGAGGCAUUUGCAACUCCUGUCAAAGAGAAGAAAAAGAGGAAGAAGAAAUCUCUUCUUGAAACUGGUACUGAGUUGGAAAUGGAGGUUGCAUAGAAAAUGAGUCUUUGGGGUCUGUUUUGGAAUUUUGAGAGAC
This is a messenger RNA of Darwinula stevensoni, 631 nucleotides long. The record is from the annotation of a GenBank genome assembly. Lineage: Eukaryota; Metazoa; Arthropoda; Ostracoda; Podocopida; Darwinulidae.